AUGCCAGAGCGCGGAGAGCAGCCCAGUUGCGGUCAACGGACGUCCCCGAAGAGGGAUCUACCGAAGACGGGGGAAACAGCAGCCAACAGCGGUCACGACGAACCCCUCACCCAACCGGGGACAGAAACAGACGAGUCAUCCUCGGCGGAAUGCAGUGCAUCCCAGACCGAAAGCACCACCUUCGGCAGUGCCACUCCUGGGGUAACAGAAUCUACUAAUGACGCGCAGCUACACGCGACACAAGAUCUUGACCCAAGCGGGGGAUCCGAAGACCGCCCAAGAACAACGGACCAACAACCAGCAGAUGAACGCAGCCCACUCGAACAAUUAGCAAGGACAAUCAACGAAAUGACCAAGCGGCCAAAAUCUGACAAUGUUUACGCGAGCUUCGAGAAGGCCAUAGAGGAUGCCGUCACCUUAGUGAAGACAGCCGCAAAAAUACCCGAAAUCACCGAACGCACCUCCAGUCGUCGAAAGGUACCACACAACGCAAUAGUGGAAGCAGUCUGCCGCAGCGGUGCCGGAGAAGCGUUCACGGAGAUCGUACGGGAUCUGUUCACCGAGAACACUACGAGAGUAGCUACCGGCGGAGAAGAGACCGAACCAAUCAACAUCAAAGCUGGCAUCCGACAGGGGUGCCCGCUAAGCGGACUCCUCUUCAACAUGGUCAUUGAUGUCAUCAUCAGGACAGUACAAGGCGCGGACUCCACUCACCGAAUCUUCGCAUACGCCGACGACAUCGCCGCACUAGCGCAGGACCCAUCAACCCUCCAAGAUAAAGUCAACACAGUCGCAACGCUGGCACGACAGCUCGGACUAAAACUGAACCCGGGAAAGUGCAAAGCCCUGCACCUGUCCGGCAAACAUCCAGUCGGCCUGCGAGAGAUGCCAAUCAGGAUCGACAACAAGGUAAUCCCGACGCUGCACGACUACGAGCCCCUGAAAUAUCUUGGCAGACCAGUGGGCUUCGUGCUUGCAAACGACGUGGAGGACCUGCGUGAAACGAUCAACGCUGCCAAGAAGAUAAUGGAAUCAGCACUGGCACCCUGGCAGCGAUUAGAUGCCCUAAGGACGUUCAUCUACCCGGCACUAAACUUUGCCAUGAGCUGCGGGACCCUCGGGAAAACGGAGUGGCGGAAUUUUGACGACCUGCUGAAGCCCAUGAUCAAGCAGACGCUAUACCUGCCACAACCUGCAACCACACUGUACCUCUACAGGUCAAGAAAAGGCGGAGGUUGCGGAAUCCCCAUCGCGGCAGAAAUGAGCAACCUCAGCCGCGUGGACAACGCUUUCAAGUCAUUAACAUCCAGGGACCCGGAAGUCGCCAGGCUUGCAAUAACCGAGCUACAGCACACAGUCAGCAAGCGGCUCCGAAGGGAUGUCAACACGGAAGACAUCGAGGCCUUCCUCAACAGCAACACGGAAGGGGACUUCCGGGGCGCGUCAAACCCUUUUAGAAGCACCUGGACUGAGGCGCGCAAAGCUUCCGGACGCCUCAACAUCACCUGGGAGCUCAGCAAUGACGCAGGACCAGCCAUCACCCGUGCGCGAUCAACAAUCACCCACAACGCACGCACGAAGCUGAUGGCGAAACUCCGGGCGAACCUGUGCAAGGAGAGAGACGCCGAGCUACAGCAACUUCCCAACCAGGGGAAAGCGAUAGAAGCGGUAGCAGCGGACCCAGCCAGCAGCCACUUCAUGACGACUGGGGACUACAUGACGUUCGUAGCAUGGCGGUUCAUACACAAAGCAAGACUGAAUCAACUACCUCUGAACGGCGUCCAGCCCUGGAACGCGACCGCCGACAAAAGAUGUCGUCGAUGUUGCUACGCAUCUGAAUCACUCCCACAUGUACUAUGCCACUGCAUGGAGAAGAGAGCGGCCUACACGGAAAGGCACAACAAGAUCGUGCAGAGGGUGAAGUCAGUGGCGCGGAUGCGGUACUCCAUCAUUAGCGAGAACAAACCAGUGGGCGACACUAACCUCCGACCACAUAGUGGACGUGACAGUACCUUUUGA
Molecule: messenger RNA, 2019 nt
Organism: Ornithodoros turicata
Lineage: Eukaryota; Metazoa; Arthropoda; Arachnida; Ixodida; Argasidae
Exons: 2
Coding region: 1-2019 (672 amino acids)
Source: RefSeq, a predicted model, not a curated record